Messenger RNA from Drosophila novamexicana, 1785 nucleotides. RefSeq names its product glutamate dehydrogenase, mitochondrial-like. Gene Ontology annotation, molecular function: L-glutamate dehydrogenase (NAD+) activity. NCBI's taxonomy places the organism in Eukaryota, Metazoa, Arthropoda, Insecta, Diptera, Drosophilidae. The record is from RefSeq and is a predicted model, not a curated record. Gene Ontology annotation, biological process: L-glutamate catabolic process. Bases 66 to 1673 code for a protein of 535 amino acids. Gene Ontology annotation, cellular component: mitochondrion. The transcript is spliced from 4 exons.
CAAAUAAAAUACCGGAACCGUCAACACUAAAUUUUCCAUUCGAUAAUUCUUUUUAGUCUACAAAAAUGCUUCGGGGCCUCACCAAUGUUCUUUUAAGUGGACGCUGCCACGCGCCGCCACAACUCCAAAAGCGUCUUGAGCACAAGAUACCAGAGCAUCUGAAGGCGGUCGCGGAUGCCAAGGAUCCCGAAUUUUCGGCCAUGGUUCUAUACUAUUAUCACAAGGCUGCCCAGAUCAUGGAAAAAGAAUUGGUUAAGGAGAUGGACCAGUAUCCAUACUUUAAGCCCGAAGAGAAGCAAGCACGUGUGAGUGCCAUUUUAAAUCUAAUUGGAAAUGUGAAUGCCUCGCUUGAGGUAAGCUUUCCUAUUAUAAGAAACAACGGCUCCUAUGAGAUUAUAACGGGCUACAGAGCCCAUCAUGUGCGAAAUCGUCUGCCUCUCAAGGGUGGAAUUCGCUUUGCCAUGGAUGUGGACGAGCAUGAGGUGAAAGCCUUAGCGUCUAUUAUGACUUUUAAGUGCGCAUGUGUUAAUCUACCCUUUGGUGGAUCCAAAGGUGGUAUUCGUAUCGACCCCAAGAAAUACACGGUUAAAGAAUUGCAGACGAUUACACGUCGAUAUACCAUGGAGCUCUUGAAGCGGAACAUGAUUGGACCCGGCAUCGAUGUACCCGCCCCAGAUGUGAAUACAAGUCCGCGAGAGAUGGCAUGGUUAGUAGAUCAGUAUAUGAAGACAUUCGGUCAUAAGGAUAUAAAUGCGGCAGCAAUUGUGACAGGAAAACCUGUCCACAUUGGCGGCAUCAAUGGAAGAUUCGCGGCAACUGGCCGAGGAGUGUGGAAGUCGGGCGAUUUAUUUCUACAAGAUAAGGAGUGGAUGGAUUUAAUUGGAUUUAAGACUGGCUGGGAAGACAAGAAGGUCAUCGUUCAGGGUUUCGGCAAUGUUGGCUCUUUUGCCGCUAAGUUUGUCCAUGAAGCAGGCGCCAAAGUGAUUGGCAUUCAGGAGCUUGAUUUCGCACUGACCAACACAGAUGGGAUUGAUGUUAAUGAUCUGAUGAAAUAUAAGGCGGAAAAGAAAAGCAUCAAGGGCUAUUCGAAAGCCAAGGAAUCUAAGGAAAAUAUUUUAACAGCGGAUUGUGAUAUAUUGAUGCCAUGUGCCACGCAAAAAGUCAUUACCAGUGAGAAUGCAAAGGAUAUCAAAGCCAAAUUAAUACUGGAAGGCGCUAAUGGCCCUACCACGCCAGCAGCCGAGAAGAUUCUGCUGGACAAAGGGGUCUUAUUAGUACCAGAUUUUUAUUGUAAUGCUGGUGGUGUCACGGUAUCCUAUUUUGAGUAUCUGAAGAAUAUCAAUCAUGUGUCCUAUGGCAAAAUGAACUCAAAAAUAACUUCGCAGCUUAUUCACGGGGUCGUAAAUUCGAUCAAUGAAUCGUUUAACCGUUGUAACGAGGGCGAAUUCCCGGAAAUCGUGCCAAAUAAACGCCUUCGGGAGAUACGCGACUGCACCAAGGAGUCUGACAUUGUGGAUGCGGCUCUACAAACUGUUAUGGAAUCAUCUGGCGCUGGAAUUAAGGCCACAGCAAAUAAGUUUGAGCUGUGCAAUGAUUUGCGAACUGCCGCCUAUAUCUGGUCUAUAUUUAAAAUAUUUCGUGCUUUGGAGAGCUCCGGUAUAUCGCAGCAAUAAUUUAUCUCUAAUAUUCUCUGCCGACAGGAAAAUCUUCCAAAUUUAUUAAAUAAGAAUUUUAUAGUUGUAUGGACGUAUGCAUAUAUCUGUGCAGCUAUUAACGCAUCAUUAA